GAUGGUGAUGGUGAUGAUGAUGAUGAUGAUGAUGAUGAUGAUGAUGAUGAUGAUUUGAUGAUGAUGAUGGUGAGGAUGAUGAUGAUGAUGGUGGUGUUGAUUAUAUUUAUGAUGACGAUAAUGAUGAUGAUGAUGAUGAUGAUGAUGAUGAUGAUGAUGAUGAUGAUGGUUAAUGAUGAUGAUGAUGAUGAUGAUGAUGAUGAUGAUGAUGAUGAUGAUGAUCGAUGA
Messenger RNA from Dibothriocephalus latus, 228 nucleotides. The record is from the annotation of a GenBank genome assembly. Lineage: Eukaryota; Metazoa; Platyhelminthes; Cestoda; Diphyllobothriidea; Diphyllobothriidae.